GAGUUGUGUUGGGUCCCUAGAGUUGCACGCCUCCUUCCUGAAGAAGAACAAGAACUAACUAUACAUCUAACAUACUUUCUUCUCUCCCUCACUCACUCAACACCCAACAAAAACAAUAACCAAAAUGGGAGAGGAGAAGAAAUCUCAGCCAUCAGUCGGUGUUUGGCCCACCAUUAAACCUUUUGUCAAUGGUGGUACUUCUGGCAUGCUCGCCACCUGUGUCAUCCAACCCAUCGAUAUGAUCAAGGUGAGGAUCCAAUUGGGUCAGGGUUCAGCUGUUCAGGUGACGAGGAAUAUGCUUAAAGAGGAGGGUUUUGGUGCACUAUACAAGGGACUGUCUGCUGGACUACUCAGGCAAGCCACAUAUACAACUGCCCGACUUGGAUCAUUCAAAAUUUUGACCAGCAAAGCUAUUGAAGCCAAUGAUGGGAAGCCUCUACCUCUUUAUCAGAAGGCUUUAUGUGGACUUACUGCUGGUGCUAUUGGAGCAACAAUUGGCAGUCCAGCAGAUUUAGCGCUUAUCCGUAUGCAGGCUGAUGCUACUCUUGCUGCUGCUCAACGUCGAAAUUACAAGAAUGCCUUCCAUGCGCUUUACCGUAUCACCUCUGAUGAAGGAAUUUUGGCACUUUGGAAAGGUGCAGGCCCAACUGUUGUGAGAGCAAUGGCCUUGAACAUGGGAAUGCUUGCUUCAUAUGAUCAAACUGUUGAGUUUUUCAGAGAUUCUGUUGGUUUGAGUGAAGCAUCUACCGUGGUUGGUGCAAGUGCUGUAUCAGGUUUCUUUGCUGCGGCUUGCAGUCUUCCGUUUGAUUAUGUCAAAACUCAAAUUCAGAAAAUGCAACCUGAUGCACAAGGAAAAUAUCCUUACACUGGCUCUUUAGAUUGUGCCAUGAAGACUCUUAAGGCUGGAGGACCAUUCAAAUUCUACACAGGCUUCCCUGUGUACUGUGUCAGAAUUGCUCCCCAUGUCAUGAUGACCUGGAUAUUCCUGAACCAGAUCCAAAAGUUUCAGAAAACCAUAGGGAUGUAGUUAUAAGAAGAAAUGGAUAUUUUUUCAGUUGACUUGAGCUAUUAAUAAUGAUUUAUCGGCCGCGUUGUAGUUUUUGGCUGGUUUGCUUGUUCACACCCAAUUGUUUCGACAUAAUUUACGGUGCAAUUUUAGGUAGGGUUUCCAAAUUAUUAUUUUAGGGCAGCAACACAUUUUGAACUUCACAAAUUCUUGUUUUUAAGUUGGGGACAAGUUUCUAUUCCUUCAUAAGAGAAUAUUAAAGGAAAUAAGUUUUCUACUUGUCAAAUAAGUAUUUUGCAUCA
Messenger RNA from Mercurialis annua (annual mercury), 1308 nucleotides. Its product is annotated as mitochondrial dicarboxylate/tricarboxylate transporter DTC. Gene Ontology annotation, molecular function: oxoglutarate:malate antiporter activity. The record is from RefSeq and is a predicted model, not a curated record. The transcript has 6 exons. Bases 125 to 1027 code for a protein of 300 amino acids. Lineage: Eukaryota; Viridiplantae; Streptophyta; Magnoliopsida; Malpighiales; Euphorbiaceae.